AUGCUACCGCUGUUGAAGAGACUAUUGCUGCCGGUCGUGGCAAUAUCACUCGUCUGCAUCCUGCUCUCGAGAACGCCGCGAGUCCCAGACGCACGAUAUCAUCAUCUGUACCCGCCUCGGUAUACCGAAUUUCAAGAACCGCUCCGAGUUCCUAUUGCACAGCAGUUCCCUAAUGUCUCCGACUAUCCAUAUCCAUUGCCAGCCGUUGCUGCUGUUUCUGCUGCUGCUGCCUUCGGCCCGGCUGAAGAGGGAAAAGGAGAGCCGGGAUUUAGUAUCCCACCCCCUCCAACAGGCCCCGGAGCAGUCGUUCCUCAAGCUCUUCUGCAUCUCACAACAUGUCCUCGAGCUCCCAACCGAUUCACAGGCCACAUCCGUCUUCCCAAUCUGCUGUAUAACAUCUCGAUGAAGUCCGCGGCUCGGGACGAGGAGCGCAGAUUCUGGAACCCAACCAUCUUUGCUCUUCCGUCCUGGGCCAAGAACCAAUAUAUCAUUGUCAGUAUGCUUACACCCGAUGGCGAGACAUUCCGACGAAAUGUGCUCUGCGAAGCCAACAUCUGCUAUCCCAAGGGCCAACACUCGCCCACACCACGCGGGAAGUACUGUACGGACGAAGACCUAGCGCUUCUCGGCCCCAGCGGCGGACUACGAUGUGUUACGCCGCCGAUUGAAGUAGAUGUUCCUCCGACGCCCGCGGAAAGUUGUUCGGGUAAGGAACUGCAACUGGCAGAUAUCCCUGGUUUCCAUGAUCCAAGACUGUUGUACUCGGGUAGAGGGGAGCCGAUAUUAAUGGUCGUCUCGCAAUCCAGAUACGCUUGCAUCGGCGUCUGGGCCAUUGACCUUCGAAUCACAUAUCCUGCAAUCGAACAAACCUUUUCCUCGUCCCCUCGUCGGCUCGGUCCGGGUCCACUAAUGUCUUACCCCUUUCUGACAGAGCUUACUCGUAACCCACCAUCAACUCGUCAGUCGUACGAAAAGAACUGGGUCAUGUUCUUCCCCUCGCCAUCCACCUCCUUCCUGCAGUACGAUUUGAAUCCCACAACCCGCAGCUUUGCACAGCUCGUUGGCGGUGGACUCACAACGGAAAACAUGACGGACCCCUUCGAGCAGUCAUGUCUAGUAGAUUCGUCGGUUGGAAAAGCCGAGACCGAUGUUUUUACCAUCGCAUCUUCGUGGCACCAAGCAACCCCGUCGCUGAAACUUUUUCUAUGCCUGCGUACAAAUGCAAGCUGUCUAGCUGAUAACCCAACAUCAGUCUUCUUUGCAGCAAUCCAGCGAAAGCAUACAAACGGCUAUGGUCUACCCAUACGCUACGAGCGAUACUUCGUCGUAUGGUCAGCAACCUGGCCGUUUAACAUGCUGGCUAUGAGCCAGCAUCCCAUACUUAUGGCGAAUGAAACGAACAGAGGCUGGAAACCUGCGGAAAUAUGGGAUGAUGUACCAGAAGCGAAAGAUGAAGACAGACAGGCAUGGGGCGAAUUUACGUACACAACAACGAUUGCGUACGCGUGGGGCAGAGAAGAAAGCGACAUUCGAGAAAAGGGUAUGGGGUAUCUAGACGACGAAGUCAUCUUGAGUCUCGGGAUAGACGAUCAGAAUGGGCUGUACAGCAAAAUCAUGGUCUUGGACCUGCUGCAAUGUCUGAAAAUAUGUCCAGGCCGUAUAUGA
Messenger RNA from Drepanopeziza brunnea f. sp. 'multigermtubi' MB_m1, 1665 nucleotides. RefSeq lists its product as uncharacterized. The record is from RefSeq and is a predicted model, not a curated record. NCBI's taxonomy places the organism in Eukaryota, Fungi, Ascomycota, Leotiomycetes, Helotiales, Drepanopezizaceae.